GCUAAGGGCUUUCGAAUUACUUAAACAGUGAAAACGUUAACAGUUACAUGGAAAAGUCAAUUAAUUGUUCUAAAUCGCGAUAAUGGCUUACAAUUCCACACUCGACGACUUCUGUGGAUCUAAAUUUUGGGAUAGCAAUUUAACAUGGUAUACAGAAAAUCCUGAGUUCACACCAUGCUUUGAAAAAACUGUAUUAGUCUGGAUACCCUGUUUAUACCUAUGGGUCGCUGCUUUACUGGAUGCUUAUUACAUUUUAAACAGUAAAGAGAGAAAUAUACCAUGGAAUAUAUUAAACAUUACGAAAUUAGUGAUAACAUGCAUUUUGAUAGUUCUAAAAUUUGUGGAUUUGGGUGUGACUGUUCACAAUUCAUCAAAAGAAGACGUGGAGGUUUUCAAUGCAGACUACUACUGCCCUAUUGUAAAGAUUUUAACAUUUAUAUUAUCAGCAACGUUGCUGUAUUACAAUAGAAAGUAUGGAAUGAGAGCCUCAGGGGUGCUAUUUUUCUUCUGGUUUCUCUUAGUUUUAGCGGGAAUACCUCAGCUUAGAUCUGAGAUAAUGGCGCACUAUAGAUUAGCAGAAGAUGAAAAUGUACAAUAUAAUUUUGUUAGCUACGUAAUAUACUAUCCGUUGAUUGUAUUAAUGUUUCUACUCAACUGUUUCGCGGACUUACCACCGAGGGAUUCGCCAUAUAUAUUUGAAAAGAAUCAAUGUCCAGAAAGUGCAUCUGGCUUCCCGAGCCGUUUAACGUUCAGUUGGUUCGAUCCGCUAGCUCUUACCGGGUUCCGCAGAAGUUUAACAGAAAGUGAUCUCUGGGCCUUGAACCCACCGGAUUCGUCGAAGGAGGUCGUGCCGAAAUUUGAUAAAUUUUGGGAGAGAACGCUGAAGAAAAAGGAAAUCGCCAAUGGUCCAAAAGCAACAUACAGCAAGACAUCGGCCAGUGUGAAUUUCAAGCCGGACAAGGAAAGGAAACCCGCGUCGAUUCUGCCAGCACUUUGCCUCGCAUUUGGAGGCCAAUUUCUGUUCGGGGCUCUCCUUAAAUUGAUCAACGACACGUUUAUGUUCCUCUCUCCUCAACUGCUCAAACUACUUAUAGGAUUCGUGGAAGGUAAAGAAGCGGUAUGGAAGGGUUACUUGUACGCUCUGGGUCUGUUUGCGUGCGCGACCGCUCAGACGACGUUACUUGCUCAUUACUUCACAAGAAUGUACCUCGUUGGUAUGAGGAUAAGAACGGCACUCACGAGCGCCAUAUACAGGAAAUCACUCCGUAUAUCGAAUUCGGCCAGGAAGGAGUCGACCGUCGGUGAAAUUGUCAACCUGAUGGCUGUUGAUGCUCAGAGAUUCAUCGAGUUGACAGCGUACUUAAACAUGAUAUGGUCAGCUCCUCUCCAGAUAGCAUUAGCUUUGUAUUUCCUUUGGGGUAUUCUUGGUCCUUCUGUAUUAGCAGGUUUAGCUGUGAUGAUAGUACUUAUACCGGUUAACGGCUUGAUAGCAAACAGAGUAAAAACGUUACAGAUAAAACAAAUGAAAUACAAAGAUGAAAGGGUCAAAUUAAUGAAUGAAGUUUUGAAUGGAAUCAAGGUACUUAAAAUGUAUGCAUGGGAACCUAGUUUUGAAGAGCAAAUACUUAAAAUUAGGAAUGCAGAAAUGAAAGUAUUGAAACAAACCGCCUAUCUAAAUUCCGCUACUUCAUUUAUCUGGUCUUGCGCUCCGUUCUUGGUAACCUUCCUAACUUUCUUCACCUAUGUGGUUUCCGACAGUGAACAUACUAUGGGACCUACUAUUAUAUUCCCAUCGAUUUCCCUAUUAUACAUAAUGCAUUUGCCUCUAGGCUUGCUACCACUGGUCAUCGUCUCAGUGAUAGAGACAUCAGUGGGUAUAAAACGAUUAAACAAAUUCAUGAACAGCGAUGAACUGGAUGCGAAUGCCGUGGAACAUGAUGCUAAAGAACCUAAUCCGCUGGUGGUGGAGAACGGACACUUCUCGUGGGGCGGGUCGGAGUCGGAGACGGUGCUGAAGAACAUCAACCUGAGCAUCCCGCGCGGGCACCUCGUGGCCGUCGUGGGCGGCGUGGGCUCCGGCAAGAGCUCGCUGCUGGCCGCGCUGCUGGGCGAGAUGAACAAGACCGCCGGCCGCGUCAAAACCACCGGCAACAUAGCCUACGUGUCGCAACAGGCGUGGAUACAGAAUGCGACACUGCAAGACAACAUCAUUUUCGGUAAAACUCUCGACAAGAGCAGGUACAAUAACGUGAUCGACGUGUGUGCUCUCAAACCUGACUUCGACGUGUUGCCCGGUGGGGAUCAGACGGAAAUCGGCGAAAAGGGAAUAAACCUCUCGGGCGGCCAGAAGCAGCGCGUGUCGCUCGCUAGGGCGGUCUACUACGACGCCGACAACUACUUCCUGGACGACCCUCUAAGCGCUGUCGAUUCACACGUUGGCAAACACAUAUUUGACAAGGUUAUCGGACCAAAUGGUCUACUGAAGAACAAAACUCGUGUGUGGGUGACCCAUAACGUGUCAUACUUGGCUCAGACCGAUCAAAUAAUAGUACUGCGUGAUGGUGAAAUAUCCGAAGCGGGCACGUACCAACAGUUGCUGGAAAAGAAGGGGGCUUUCGCAGAAUUCCUUCUUCAUCACUUGAGCGACGCCGAGCGUACUUCACCUGAAGAAUUGGACGAAAUCAAGCAAGAUUUGGAAAGUAAACUUGGGUCGGAGUUCCAAAACAAAUUACAGAGGGCUCGUUCACUCUCUGAAAGCACUUCUGAAUCGGAACAACCUGCUGCGGGAGACCGCAGAGGUAGUGUGAAAAAACGAACUCCCGAGGCAACACCUAAUGAGUUGAAAGAAAAGAAUAAAUUAAUUGAGGCUGAGAAAACAGAAACUGGAAGUGUGAAGUGGAGCGUGUACAAGCACUACCUGACGAGCGUGGGCGUGGCGGCGUCGGCCCUGACGGUGCUCAUGAACCUGGUGCUGCAGCUGUUCCAGGUGGGCUCCAACUACUGGCUCGCCGAGUGGUCCAACGACGCCCACAUGUUGGUUAACGGUACCGUAGAUAGAGCGAGGCGGGAUUUGUAUCUCGGCGUAUAUGGCGGUCUCGGCAUCGGACAAGUGGUGUCGGUGUCGGUGUCGUCGCUGGCGCUGUACCUGGGCACGCUGGCGGCGGCGCGCGCGCUGCACGCGGCGCUGCUGGCGGGCGUGCUGCGCGCGCCCAGCAUCGGCUUCUUCGACUGCACGCCCGUGGGCCGCGUGCUCAACCGGUUCAGCAAGGACGUGGACGUGCUCGACAACGUGCUGCCCAUGACGCUGCGCGGCUGGACCUCCUGCUUCUUUGCGGUUCUGGGGACUCUUUUCGUGAUAAGUUACUCGACUCCAAUAUUCUUGGCCGUGAUCCUACCCAUCGGCGUGGUUUACUAUCUCAUACAGCGAUUCUACGUAGCUACGUCGCGGCAGCUCAAGCGACUCGAGUCGGUUUCUAGAUCACCGAUAUAUUCGCACUUCGGGGAAAGUAUCACUGGAGCAUCUACGAUUCGGGCUUACGGAGUCACUAACAGGUUCGUGGAGGAGUCCGAGCGCGGCGUAGACCACAACCAGUCGUGCUACUACCCGAGCUGUAUCGCGAACCGCUGGCUGGCGGUCCGGCUCGAGAUGAUCGGCAACCUGAUAAUAUUCUUCUCGGCUCUAUUUGCCGUGCUCGGCCGCGACACCAUCAACCCUGGACUUGUCGGCCUCUCCGUCAGCUACGCUCUACAGAUUACACAAACACUAAACUGGCUUGUAAGAAUGACGUCUGAAGUAGAAACCAAUAUCGUAGCCGUAGAGAGAAUAAAAGAGUACGCCGAAACGAAACAGGAGGCCGCGUGGGCGGUGGCGCAGGGCCCGGGCGCCACGUGGCCGGAGACGGGCGCGCUGCAGCUGGAGGCGCUGUCGCUGGGCUACCGCGCCGGCGAGCCCGCGCUGCGCGGCCUCACGUGCGCCGUGGCGCCGCGCGACAAGCUGGGCAUCGUGGGCCGCACGGGCGCCGGCAAGUCCACGCUCACGCUCGGCCUCUUCCGGAUAAUAGAGGCGAUGAGCGGCCGGAUCCUCAUCGACGGCAUCGAUAUAGCGACAAUAGGACUUCACCAGUUGCGCUCGCGCAUCACCAUCAUCCCUCAGGACCCCGUGCUGUUCUCCGGUUCGCUCCGGAUGAACCUCGACCCCUUCGGUGUUUAUACCGACGAGGAGAUCUGGCGUUCCCUAGAGCACGCGCAUCUUAAGACCUUCGUCAAAGGCUUGGCGUCCGGACUGCUGCACGAGGUAUCGGAGGGCGGAGAGAACCUGUCGGUGGGGCAGCGCCAGCUCGUGUGCCUGGCGCGCGCGCUGCUGCGCAAGACGCCGCUGCUGGUGCUGGACGAGGCCACGGCCGCCGUCGACCUGGAGACCGACGAGCUCAUACAGAAAACAAUAAGGUCAGAAUUCGCAUCGUGUACCGUGCUCACCAUUGCGCAUCGUCUCAACACUAUCAUGGACUCCACUAAAGUGAUGGUCCUCGACAAGGGACAGCUAGUGGAAUACGCUCCUCCAGAGCAGCUACUACAGGAUAAAAACUCUAUUUUCUACGGAAUGGCUAAAGACGCCGGUCUUGUCAAUUAACUUUUAAGGUCUCGCAUUUAAAUAAUAUUUAGCGCAAUGCUCGCUUUUGACGUAAGCGGAAAACCGAUAGUACACUGUACAUAGACAUUAUACAUAACCUUUAUAUAAAGAGUGAUUAUAUUUUUUUCAUAUUGUAACAUAUUUCCUUUAGUAACCGGGUUUCUCGAAACGUCAAUAGCGAGUGUACAUCUUGAUACGGAAUAAAAAUAAAUAACGAAUGGGCGAAGUUCAUUAAACUCUCACGUCUGAGACGAUCGAAUUUUAUCAGCGGUGUGAAUAAUGUAAGACUUUUCUAAUAAAUGUAGUUCAUUGUAUGGUUGCCUUUCACAAUUUGUAGGUGUGUGGUGGAAUGCUGCUUAACAAUUUGAUUCGCUCUCAACUGUAGCAAUAAUUAUGCACAUAUAGUUACCAAGUCAGACCGCCCAUUACUUAAUUCUAUGGAUCUUUUUUAUAAUUGUUUCUUACUAAAAGUACUUACUUUUAAAUAAUUAAAUUAUGAUUAGAUUUUAUAUCGGAUGACAUAGGUACUUAAGAAAUCCAAAUAAUCAUGUUCUAUUUACAAUGUCUGACCAGUGCAGCAUCUAUAAGCGUUUCAGUAUUUUGUUUUUAUACUAGUGAUGAUGUCAUUCUAUAUAUAAUUUUUAUUAAAUACUGUAAAUUAGUUUAAAAUUGAUUUAAUUAUGUCGUACCUGUGUGUUUUAAACAACUUGUCUACUUAUUGAAGAUUAAAAAACUGUUAAAUUUGAUAUAUAUAAAUAUAUAUUGAGAAUAUAUAAUAAAAUGUA
This is a messenger RNA of Melitaea cinxia (Glanville fritillary), 5415 nucleotides long. It is a transcript of the gene MRP, whose product is annotated as multidrug resistance-associated protein 1. Bases 83 to 4630 code for a protein of 1515 amino acids. Gene Ontology annotation, cellular component: membrane. Gene Ontology annotation, molecular function: ABC-type transporter activity; ATP hydrolysis activity; ATP binding. The transcript is spliced from 26 exons. Lineage: Eukaryota; Metazoa; Arthropoda; Insecta; Lepidoptera; Nymphalidae. Gene Ontology annotation, biological process: transmembrane transport. The record is from RefSeq and is a predicted model, not a curated record.